Molecule: messenger RNA, 3832 nt
Organism: Calidris pugnax (ruff)
Lineage: Eukaryota; Metazoa; Chordata; Aves; Charadriiformes; Scolopacidae
Gene: TGFBR2
Product: transforming growth factor beta receptor II
Exons: 6
Coding region: 4-1608 (534 amino acids)
Biological process (GO): transforming growth factor beta receptor signaling pathway; cellular response to growth factor stimulus; heart development
Cellular component (GO): plasma membrane; signaling receptor complex
Molecular function (GO): activin binding; metal ion binding; transforming growth factor beta binding
Source: RefSeq, a predicted model, not a curated record
AUUAUGUCACCUGUAGACAGAAAUAAGGAAAGUGGAUUGCAAAUGCCAAACCUAUGCAAGUUUUGUGACAUCAAAGUAACAACCUGCUCAAACCGACAUCCGUGCAAGAGCAACUGCAACAUUACUGCUAUCUGUGAGAAUAAUAGUGAAGUCUGUGUAGCUAUAUGGAGACAGAAUGAUGAAAAUGUGACAUUAGAAACGAUAUGCCAUGAUCCCCAGACAGCACUGUAUGGUCACAUGUUGGAUGACUCCAGCUCAGAGCAGUGUGUGAUGAGGGAAAAAAAGGAUGAUGGGGGACUAAUGUUCAUGUGUUCCUGUACAGGUGAAGAAUGCAAUGAUAUGCUCAUUUUUCUAUCAGAUAACCCUCAUAAGCCAGAGGAGAAAGAUGAAAUUUCCAAAGUCACCAUCAUAAGUCUCGUCCCAUUACUGGUGAUUUCUGUUGCUGUGAUUGUUAUCUUUUAUGCCUACCGCACUCAUAAGAAGAGGCAGCUCAACAAGGCAUGGGAGAAGAAUGUUAAGCCCAGGAAACAUAAGGACUGCAGUGAUGUUUGUGCCAUUAUGUUAGAUGAUGACCGCUCAGACAUCAGCUCUACCUGUGCCAACAACAUCAACCACAACACAGAAUUGCUGCCCAUUGAGUUGGACGUUGUUGUUGGCAAAGGAAGGUUUGCUGAAGUGUAUAAAGCCAAAUUGAAGCAAAACACAUCGGAGCAGUAUGAAACUGUGGCAGUCAAGAUUUUCCCCUAUGAAGAAUACGCCUCCUGGAAAACUGAGAAAGACAUUUUUUCAGAUGUAAACCUCAAGCACGAGAACAUUCUCCAAUUCUUGACAGCAGAGGAGCGUAAGACAGAUCUCGGUAAACAGUAUUGGUUGAUCACUGCCUUCCACGCUAGAGGAAACUUGCAGGAAUAUCUCACACGGCACAUUAUCAGCUGGGAGGAUCUCUGGAAACUGGGUGGGUCCUUGGCCCGAGGGAUUGCCCAUCUGCAUAGUGAUCACACGCCCUGUGGUCGCCCCAAAACACCUAUCGUGCACAGAGACCUAAAAAGUUCCAACAUCCUGGUGAAAAAUGAUUUAACCUGCUGUCUCUGUGACUUUGGGUUAUCCCUGAGGCUGGACCCUUCUCUGUCCGUGGAUGACUUGGCUAACAGUGGGCAGGUUGGCACAGCAAGGUACAUGGCCCCUGAGGUUCUGGAAUCCAGGAUGAACCUGGAGAAUGUGGAGUCCUUCAAACAAACAGAUGUGUACUCCAUGGCUUUGGUCCUCUGGGAAAUGACAUCUCGCUGUAAUGGCGUUGGAGAAGUGAAAGAGUACGAGCCCCCGUUUGGCUCCAAAGUGCGAGAACACCCCUGCGUGGAAAGCAUGAAGGACAAUGUCCUCAGAGACAGAGGGCGACCUGAGAUCCCCAGCUCCUGGCUUAACCAUCAGGGCAUCCAGAUGGUGUGUGAAACUCUGAUCGAGUGCUGGGACCACGACCCCGAGGCCCGGCUCACGGCGCAGUGCGUGGCGGAGCGCUUCAGCGAGUUCAAGCAUCACGACAAGCUCUCGGGAAGAAGCUGUUCAGAGGAGAAGAUCCCUGAGGAUGGCUCCGUCACCACCGCCAAGUAGCGUGCGCCCAAGAGCUCUGAAAGGGAGGGAAGUUGCUCCUCGACGCGUUCACCUUGGCAGAGGAAGAGGUCUCCAUCGGUGCCUUGACUGGCUUCCUGGAGGACUGAGGCUCUCACUACUCCCUGUAGGCUCCGGCUCUGGGCAGGGAGAUGUAUUGGUGGGAAUUCAAAGCCGGGGAGUAGGUGUCAUACCCAGCAUGGGCUGCCGGCAUCAUGUCAUAGGAGGAGCUAUGUAUGUUAGCACUUCCUCAGGAAAUAAGAUUUGAAAAUAGCCAAUAACAUUAUGCACUUUAUUAAUGCCUGUAUAUAACUAUGAAAUUGCUAUUUUUAUAUAUAUAUACAUAUAUAUAUAUAAAAUGUGUGUGUAUGUAUAUAUAUAUCUAUAUAUAUCUAUCUAUAAACAGCCAUGCUCUGAAAAAAAUGAGUUAAAAAAAGAAAAAAAAGUGCUUCCAGGAAAUUACCGGUGCAUUAGCAAUCUCUCCCCCGUAGGGAGGGAGCCUGGUGUAGCACACACCAGCGAUUGUGCACUAAGCGCUCUGCCAAAAAAGUUAGGAAUAAUAUGCAGUAAGAAGAUGUCUCUUCAAGCAUGUGCUGUAACCAGCCAGCUGUGGCCCUGCAGUGCACAGCGGCCCAAGCAGUCUCUGAGCAGACAGGCCAGCUUGGCUUUGCAGUUGUACCUGAGCAGUCCUGGCUGCAGGGCGUUUUGGAAAAGGUUCAGGGAUGCCUUUGCCCUCUCACCUUAACCCCAACAUCCUCCCAGUGUCCCAGAACGGGAGUGCGAGGAGGUUUGGUCCUUCCCACACGUGGGUUUCAAUACAGAGGUCACUAAUGUUAUAUGUUUAUUGCUUUGAGUUCAUGCUGCUUGCAAGCAGGUUGCCAAACAUGGGCAGGAUGAGGUUUCCCCUCCUCCCAUCCCCACCCCCAAACCGUACAGAACAAGAGAGGGCCAGCAAUAAUCCAAGCAGAUGUUUUAUAUUUGCUGUGCAUUCUAAGUGCAGGCAGUACUAAUGGCUUUUUUUUUUUUUCCUUCCUUUUACUUUGAUUGUGUUGCUGUAAGAACAAAACUUUUUUUUCCUGUACAGCACAUCUAAUUGCUGGAGACACCACAGUCUGACUCUUCCAUGCUUUCUAGAGAAAAGUAACAGACAAUAGCCAGUGCCUUUUAUUUUUGCAAAAGGACCUUGGAGGUGAGGGAAAGCUCUGUAGCAUUAGGUUAAUGGUAUAGCCUGCCCUCAGCAAACCAGCAAUUAAUAGAAAAAAAACAAACCCCCCCAAACCCAAGAAAAGAUGUUUUAUCCCCAAAAGAUCCCUGAGACAUUGCUUACAGUCUUUCAGUUUUCCAAAAUAUUUAAGACAGUUGACAUCACAUUGGGCCUAUAUAAAUGACAGCAUUAGUAAGUGCUAACAAGUUUGUCUUCAGGACUUUUGCAGUGAUUUUUCCACCUUUUUCUUCCCCACAGCAUGUAAGCAGGUCUUGGAAAUUACAAAUUCAGCCAGCACAACCCAGUCCUGUACAGAUGGAUCGGGUGCCAUUUAUCAAACACCUUUGACAGAUAAACAUAUCUCUAGAAGACAUUGCCGUGUAAGUCAAUAGGAAUCAUGCGUAUUCAAAUAGGAGUUAAGAUUUAUGAUGUCAAAUAUUUUAUUUGAAAUGGUUUUGUAUCCGCUUUUUUCAUUCUAACCAAACUACUCAGAAAUAUUUAAACCGAAUGGGACAAAGCCUCAGCAACUACAGUGGAAUUCAGAGGAUACUAUGUCAAAUUUUAUAGGGGGGGCUGGCGGGGGAGGUGGGUUUUUUAUAAAAAGCAGGAGAGCGGGGAGCAGAGCUGGCGGCGGCGGGGCCCGCUGCCCUCUAGCGACGUGAGGCCGCCUCGGCUGCCCGGAGAGGGGGGAGAGGGAAUGUCACCACCCCCUUUCUCUUCCACCCACGCUCAAGGUCAAGGAAUGGCGUCCGGUAGUUCCUGACAAUACUGACAUUUUUUAUGGUUGGGGGUUUUUUUUCACUACUUACAUGUAAAGGAAAAUUUCUAUUCUUUUAAAGGAAUAUUUCACCUGUACAUCAUGUAUGAAAUAGGAAUGUGAACAGUUAUAUACUCUUGUAUAUCAAAUGUUUCGAACACUUAACUUGCUUUGUAAACAGUUUGGGUUUUUUUUGGUUUUUUUGGUCUGUUUUGUUUUGUAUAAAUCAAAUGUUUAUUGGAGCAAAUAAAAUAACACCAACUCAA